Molecule: messenger RNA, 1068 nt
Organism: Anisakis simplex (herring worm)
Lineage: Eukaryota; Metazoa; Nematoda; Chromadorea; Rhabditida; Anisakidae
Source: the annotation of a GenBank genome assembly
AAUACCUUUUCCCAAAGCUGUCUUUCAAUUCAGAUAAAAGGAUUUCAAUUGGAUUAUCUCACGAAAGCAUCGGAAGUGAAAGAUCCCGUCUAUAAGCACACGUUGACACAUCAUUUAGCCGAAUAUAUGAUUGAACAAUAUCCGGACGGUUCGGAUUUAUAUUCGGAAUUUGGUGCUGUUGCAAGAACCGCCAGAGUGAGCGAUUUCUUGCUUAGAUCUUAUAAUAUUCAACUGAUUUGUUACUUAUUUCAGAUAGAUUACGAUGAGUUAGAGACGAAUUUGAAGAAAAUGGAGCAAGAUUGUAAAUCGUCGUGGGAGUAUCUGGCAAAAAUCAGUAAAAAUGACAGUUCAUCAUCGAUGAAACAGAAGAUCAACGACUACUUAACGGAUGUGGCACAACGAAUUCUGCAACUUAAAACAAUAUUUCGAAUCGCAAUGAAUAGGUGGCAUGCGUUUCUGUUGUUCUUUGGCUACAGUAUCCAAGAAGUGCCCUCGAUCAAGCCAAUGCAAGUGUGUAAGAUGGUUAUUGAGUUUGCGUUGGAGUAUCGUACCACUCGCGAUAAGAUACUUCAACAACGUAAACGAUUGGCUGAUAAGCGAGAACGAAAUAAGACUCGAGGUAAAAUAUGGGCAUUGGAAGGACAACAACAGCAAGACGGUAAAGACGUGAAUGCGGUCAGUGGUAUGUCAAGAAGACGUGGCCCUGCUGCUGUCCAAAUGAACGCUCAACAGAGACAUGAAGAAAUGUCUCGUAUGCUAACGGGUGGAGAUGAUUCACUGAAGAGAACUCGAGGGCGUCGCACACCAGAACCCUCUCCGGCCGCUAUUAUCGCUAAUCAACGAGAAAUGUUACGCUCGGUCGGACUACCAGCGGAUGCAACGAACGCAAACAUCGAAUCACCUGAAGACGCCAUUCUGGAUGGUCUAGUGAAGGCAGCAACUGUUCAGAGUGAGCCUCGCGACCAUCGACGACGAGCGAGACAAUUCAAUCGGAAAUCAUUACGACGAACACGAACACUGAAACUGGUGGAUGAUCAACCGACUGGAACGACCGUCACAAACGCCUGA